AUGAAAACAGACUCAAAACUGCCUAACUUCUCCCAUCUUCUGCCCGCGAAUGGAUCUUGGAGACAAGAUGUGACAGCGUGGCUUCAAGAAGAUGUUCCUGCCUUCGAUUUUGGUGGGUUUGUCGUUGGUUCAGAUCGUAAAACGGGUCACCUUUUCUGCAAGCAGCGUGGCAUAUUGAGUGGGGUCCCUUUUGCGCAAGAGGUUUUUGACCAAUGUGAGCUGCAAGUUGAAUGGUUUUUCCAAGAGGGCCAGCUUUUAGACCCUAGCCAGGCCAACGGGAAGCUUCUCGUUGCGAGAGUCGUUGGAGGGGCCAGAAAUGUUCUGCUAGCCGAGAGAACAGCCUUGAAUUUGCUGAGCAGAUGUUCAGGCAUUGCCACUGCUUCCCAUGAUAUUAUUACGAGUGCAAGAGAGGCGGGAUACACGGGUUUAAUUGCCGGAACACGGAAAACUACACCUGGGUUGCGUAGAUUGGAAAAAUACUCCAUGUUGGUCGGUGGCUGCGACAUGCACAGAUACGACUUGUCAUCCAUGGUCAUGCUGAAAGACAACCAUAUUUGGUCGACCGGGUCCAUUACAGGAGCCGUCAAAGACGCAAGAUCUGUGUGUGGGUUUUCGGUCAAGAUCGAAGUCGAAUGUCAAUCCGAAGAAGAGGCAGACGAAGCUAUCGCCGCAGGGGCUGAUGUUAUAAUGCUGGACAAUUUUUUUGGUCCACAGCUCAAGAGCGCUGCUUUGAGUUUGAAACAAAAAUGGGCCGGCAAGAAACAGUUCUUGUUAGAGUGCAGCGGUGGACUCAGAAUCUCGAAUUUAGCGGAUUACCUUUGCGAUUCCAUUGACAUAUACAGUACCAGCAGUAUACAUCAAGGAGUAUCUGCAAUCGACUUCUCACUAAAGCUCCAGCGCCAUGAGUGA
Lachancea mirantina is the source of this 909-nucleotide messenger RNA. The record is from the annotation of a GenBank genome assembly. Lineage: Eukaryota; Fungi; Ascomycota; Saccharomycetes; Saccharomycetales; Saccharomycetaceae.